Onychostruthus taczanowskii (white-rumped snowfinch) is the source of this 1463-nucleotide messenger RNA. RefSeq names its product cell cycle regulator of NHEJ (gene CYREN). Bases 1 to 492 code for a protein of 163 amino acids. The record is from RefSeq and is a predicted model, not a curated record. Gene Ontology annotation, biological process: negative regulation of double-strand break repair via nonhomologous end joining; double-strand break repair via nonhomologous end joining. NCBI's taxonomy places the organism in Eukaryota, Metazoa, Chordata, Aves, Passeriformes, Passeridae. Gene Ontology annotation, cellular component: cytoplasm; nucleus. The transcript has 3 exons.
AUGCAGCGGCGGGCGCGCUCGGGGCGUCCCCGCAGCCCCGUCACCGAGCGCUCGGGGGCGGCGCCGGGCCCGGCCCGCCAGGCUGCCCCCGGGGCUCGGAGCCUGGCACGCAGCUGGCCCGGAGCCGGGCGGCGGGCGGGAGGGCGAGCCCGGGCGCUGCCCGCGCUGAGCGUCCCCUGUGCACUGUCCAGGCCGGCGGCGCUGUACUGCAUGAACGAGGCGGAGCUGGUGGAGGUGGCCCUGGCGGUCUUGGCCGAGAAUCUACAGUGCGAGGAAGGUGAAGAGAACGCCCGGUCCAGGAGCGAAGAGGAGCAGGAGAUCCCGCCAACACCAAACGAGGUUCCUGGAAGCACGGCCAACACGGAUGGAGGAAGUGACCACGGUCCAGCACUUCCAUCCCCUCCUGGUGCUGGUGCUGACACAAAGAGGACAGGCAGGGAGAACUCUGAGGACGAUGUCCUGAAAUACGUCAGGGAGAUCUUUUUCAGCUGACAUCUCUGACUUCCCAGGAGAAGAGGGCACAGUGGGGAGGAUGUCUCCUCCCGCGGCCCUGGGAACGGCGGGAGGAGGGCCCAGAUGGGGCUGUGCAUCCAUCUGCUGUGUUGGUGCCCUGUGUAGCUGGUAGGAUACCCAGGAAGGCCAGAGGGGGAAAGGAAGGAGGUGCUCUGUUCUCCCACUCUGUGCUGGGCUCAGUGGGAUUUGGCUCCAGAUUAGGAUGUGUUCAUUUCUGUUUCACAUUUCAGAGCAUGGACAGAUAAAAGAGGACAUUCUGGUUUCUGUGAGCAUCCCUUUGGUGGGUUGGUGUUGGGCAUAGAGGGGAGCAGGGAGCUGCUGACCUGGAAGACCUUUGCUGGCAGAGCUACAUGGUCAUGGUUCAGCCUUGGGGGCUCCCUUGUCCUUGUGGUCCCUGUGUCACAGCUGCAGUGGGGCCUGGCAGGCUGUUCCCAUUGGGCCUAGUGCUGAGUUUGCCUCCAGACUCCAGCAGUCUUCCCAAUGCUGAGGAACACGUGUGGGAGCCCAGUGGCAGGGGCCGGGACUACCCUGAGGGGACUGGCCCCAUGGCAGCGUGCAUGGAGGUCUAGGAAUGAAGAUGGCUCAGUAUCCUCUUCCCAGUAAAAAAAAAGGACAGGAAGGGAUGAAGAUGGCUCAGUAUCCUCUUCCCAGUCAAAAAAAAGGACAAACCACAUGAGGCCAGCUGUGAGAACAUGUAUUGAAAUGAAUCGGUCAAAUCAGCAUCACCAGCCGCAUCCCCACUAAGGCUGAAGCAAGAGAGAAAACAGACCCUCAUGUCCCUUGAAACAAAUUCACUCAACUGCAAAGAAUAUCACUGUUAAGCAGGCAUUCUUUAUUUACAUAAGUUCACCCAGCCACGGGAUGAAUUAAUGCAGUGUAUACUCACAAAGCUGUUACAUAUUCACUACACAGAAAAGUCAAUAACAUAAAACUCCUAUUUUGAAAAAUGA